Fusarium oxysporum Fo47 is the source of this 858-nucleotide messenger RNA. RefSeq names its product LYR motif-containing protein. The record is from RefSeq and is a predicted model, not a curated record. Lineage: Eukaryota; Fungi; Ascomycota; Sordariomycetes; Hypocreales; Nectriaceae. Gene Ontology annotation, biological process: mitochondrial proton-transporting ATP synthase complex assembly. The coding region runs from base 136 to 453 and encodes 105 amino acids. Gene Ontology annotation, cellular component: mitochondrial matrix. The transcript has a single exon.
CCCGAUUGGCUGGACUUUUCAAGCAUCAAUUCUGCCCAGUUCAUACAAUCAAUCAAUCUCAAGGCGUCAUCUCAACUUGACAUUCAACACGAUCGAUCCUCUUUGUCUCCCUCCGACCGACCACUGUCACCCGAAAUGGCCUCUUCUCCAGCCUCACUACGCUCCCUCUACCGCUCCCUCCUUCGCGAGCUACCACCUCGACCCAUUCUCGCCUCACCACGCUCUCCUCUUCACUCCCGCCUUCGAGAUUCCUUUUCUUCCAGCUCCAAAGCGGCGACGUCGCAAGACGCCCGCGCCCACGCUGCUGCCCAAGCCAUCGCCUAUCUCCGAUCUCAGCGCAUGUAUGCCACGUUACUCGAGCGUUAUAACCCUGGUAUGGGUAUGGAUGAGGAGGAGCGUGUUCGCUUGACUGCUAGGAGGGUCGGCAUGGAUUUGCCAGUUGAGUACAAAUAAAUGGUUGACGACGAAAUGAAAAUGAGAAAAGAGACGGGAAAGGGGAUGGAAAAGGGCUUCAAGGACAAUGAAUCAUCAAAGAGAAACGAACCAUGACUUAUCAAGCCAUCGAAUGAAUCUAAACACCAAGCGCCAAGCGAUUUCAACAGCGGAUCUACAGAUGGGAGAAUAGGCCAGAUGACAUCCAGCACUCAAGAAUAUGGCGGUGGAGAAAAAGGCUUAGAUUCAGCCCACACCCUUCAGUGUACGAAUAAGUGUAUGGAACAGAAAAGACAGACGCAAUACCCGGGCAUCACUCGAUUAUGAAGAACAUCCAUUUCAUCAUCAUAUCUCAUAUAAAAGGACAUCUUUGGUCCAGGAUCAACAAAUUAUAUACAGAAUAAUAUCGUUUCCAAUCAUCAAGCC